Messenger RNA from Lactuca sativa (garden lettuce), 530 nucleotides. The record is from RefSeq and is a predicted model, not a curated record. Lineage: Eukaryota; Viridiplantae; Streptophyta; Magnoliopsida; Asterales; Asteraceae.
AGGACUGGAGGGCGUUUAUGGCUGGUAUUGCUACGUACCCCAACUUCAUGGUUGCUUGGUGGGAUGUUGAUACGGUCUUAUUGCCGAUUCAUUCAUCCCCUAAUCAUUGGCUAUUUGGGGAACUACGAUUAGCGUCAAUGGAAGUGCAUAUUUAUGACAGUCUUGGUAGAGGGGCUUAUGAAAAAUUCAAAUCUAAAGGAAUCUUUUCCAAAUUUGAACGUCGGGUGGCAAAUUAUUUGGACAAGAUUAAGUAUUGGGCCCGGAGGAACAUCCCAAGGAUUCCAUUGAAUAUGCAAUUCAUUUAUGAAGAAAAUGUUCCCCAACAAAGUAGUCAUUUGGGAGAUUGCGGUGUUUUUGUUUGUAUGUUUAUGGAGCAAUUCGUUUCAGGUCAACCAAUACGUGUUCUUAUUGACCCAAAAAAUGCAGCUUUAGAGUUCCGUCAACGGAUGACAAAAAAUUUUUGGGGGUCUAGUCUUGGUCCUAUGUAGUUGGAUUAUAUAAUUGUAUAUCUAAAUUAAUGUUAGAUUUGA